GUUGGAUGGUCGUCAUGUUGUGUUCGGAAAAGUUUUGUCUGGAAUGGAUGUUGUGUACAAGAUUGAAGCUAAAGAGCGGAACCAAAGAGCAAAGUUGGUAUUGCAGAUAGCGAGAACUAAAGAUUGUAUUGCUUUGUUCGGACCACAUUUAUUCUUAGAACAUGCACAUAAUCAAAUGUGCUGCUACAUUCAUAAUUCAGAUGUGCUACAUGUCCUGGAAAAAGCACACACAGAAUUGCAAUGGUACAAUGACAAACACAAGAGGCCAUAUCAUACUUUUUCUCCUGAAAAAAAAUUCGAAACUACAAAGUUAAACGAUUACCAUCAUCCUCGUCUCAUUCCACCAAGGCAU
Molecule: messenger RNA, 352 nt
Organism: Striga asiatica
Lineage: Eukaryota; Viridiplantae; Streptophyta; Magnoliopsida; Lamiales; Orobanchaceae
Source: the annotation of a GenBank genome assembly